CUACAUAUAAACUAAACUGAAGGAUGCUUAUGCCACUCUAUACAAUAUUUCACAUCAUAUCAAUUAUAUACAGCUGCCCAGCUGAAUCCAUCUGUAAUGGUUUCAGCUUUGUCAAUAUUACCACGUAUACAUAAUUCAUAACUAUACGGAUAAGUCUGAUAUAUAACAAGCCAAGCAUUUUGCAGCAGAACUAAACACAUAUAUCAAGAGCUUCUUCGUCCGUAAAAUUUCUGUAACUCACUUAAGAGGUAAGUUAUGUCAGUUGGUGUGAAAUUAUUAUAUACAUAUUUUACCGAUUAUAUAUUAUUUUACAUUAUGAGGUUGAACGUUAUAUAUAUGGAGUAAAAUACCUUGUAGAGAAGAGUUUCUCACUGCGAUGUUGGGUAAUUUUGUACACUUCACUCCAGUGACUCCACUGAAACAAAUUCAACAAUUUGGACAGACAACAAAAUGAAUGGUUGUUUAAUUUAUUAAUGAUAAUGCAAGAUUCCAUCAGUGCGCCCCCACACAAAGCCCCGUUAUCAUUCACAAGACUGGUCGAUCACAAUAAUAUAUAACCGAUUGAUUUCUAAAGCCUGGUUUACACUAUCAAGUUAAAAGUUUCUGUGAUCACAGUAGGAAUUUUGUAUAGGUAAAUUCUACGUUUUGAAGAAUUUGUAAGAAAUGUUUGAGGGACGUACCAGUCUCGCUGUUCAACACUGAGGCGUGAAACUUUGACAGAGUAAAGCAGCCUUACUUCAUAAAAGGCCGCUUAUACAAAUAAUAUAAUGUUGCUUUAUUUCUAGUUAAUUGAUGUAUUUAAUCUUUUAAGGAAUGAAGAGUAUGAAGAGUAUGAAGAUUGCAGUUUUUCUGGUGUUGAUUAUUGCUCAGCAGAGUUACUGCCGUACACGUUGCAGUGGCGAAUAUCAUACAUGCGCAUCAAAAAGCCCAAUUGCAUGUGACUAUGGUAAUGUUAAUGGCGCGUUAUGUUUACGUUUUGUGAAAUAUUUUAUUUUUAAAUUUUAUGUUAUACAUUUUAUUUCGAGACAAGCAUAAGGCAAAUGAUACUAUACAAGGGGAUAGGGCGGUGACGUGAUGGUGGACAAGCCGUGGUGGGUGCAACAUGAUAAACAUUUUAAUUUGGUUCCAGUAAUUCUUCAAUUUAUUAAAGCUUCUUGAAGAAAGGACUUAACUUCAAAUAAAAGAUUCCGAUAUAAAUACCGAACUUAUUUCAUGUUGGAGCCAUAUACAUGACCUAAAAGUAUGAUAAUAUUGUACAAAUUACUAACAUCAUUACCGCAUCAUUUCAAUACUAUUUAUAUAUAUAUACAUGCAGUUCAAUUGCAAAGAAUAUUUUACUGGUUAUGCAUGAAUAUGCAAUAUGAGAAUAUAUUUAGAGAUCAGCCCCCCAAACCGGCAUGAAAGGGGGCUCAUGCAGCCCCCCUGCAUGAUCUUAUAACAAAGGGAGCUGAGCCUCCCUCUUCUACAUGCACUCCUGAGAAAUCUUGGAGUUUAAAAAUUUCAUCAGAGUAAAUUAGAAUCAAGUUCUGCAAAAUUCCGUUUUGAAAAUAUUCCACAUCACGCUUGGAAAACAUCCUCAUUCCGUUGAGCAGGAGACAAAAUUUUCAAUUAUUUCAUAUUUCAUGCCAAAGUGUAAGAUCCAGAAUUUCCAAUAAUUCCAUAUUUCUGCGUCAUCUUCCGAUAUAUAGCCUAUACUAUUAGCUUGAAUGCCUGCUUCGUGCCCAGGCGCUUCGCACAGGCUGUAUAAUGAAAUUAGUUUAAUUAAGUUUAGGACAAUAAUGUAACUGUCGAAAUGUUAGUUUUAAUUACAUUUAUUAUAUAAAGUAUAUAGUGCUUUAUAGAGAUUUCGAGCACUGAUAAAAGUGAUAAUCUCACAUGUGAGAUUAUUUAUGAUAAUCUCACAUGUGAAAAUUAUCGCUUUUCAAUAAUCGCUUUUCUGUAAAAAUUAUCGCUUUUCAAAGACUGUCCUUUAUAUAAUAAACAGAAAAAUACAUGGGUGCUUGGAAAUACCAGAUUUAUUUCUCGUGUUUCGAAAUAAAUCUACUACCCAUGUAUUAUUCUCUAUGUAAUCUAAGAUUUAAGAUGUAAUUAACUCACUUGAUUUGCUGUAUUUCUAGCUUCUCAGAAAUGUUAUGUUAACUGCUUUGCAUGCCGCACUGGAAAUCGCUGUUGUACGGGAUGUGAAUUAUGUUCUCCAGGUUCUGAUGAGAUGAUCCUACUUUCUAAAGCAUAAAGGAACGAGGUUGUUGAAAGCACUCAGGAAAUAUUGUCUAUGAAAACAUUUAUCAAUAAUCAGAUUUUAUCCAAGUGCAUGCACAAUGUCCGAAACUAAGAUUAGUACUUUAGUAUAAUUAAUAUUAAUCUGUUGUGUUGUAUCAAUUAUAAUAAAGCAUCCUGAAAGCAAAUUCAUUUGGUUGUGUUAUUAUUUUUGUACUAUUUAAAACAGCAGUGUUUUAUCAGAUAUAAAGAUACGAGGCGAAGCCGAGUAUCUUUAGAUCUGAUAAAACACGCACUGCGAA
This is a messenger RNA of Paramuricea clavata, 2519 nucleotides long. The record is from the annotation of a GenBank genome assembly. NCBI's taxonomy places the organism in Eukaryota, Metazoa, Cnidaria, Anthozoa, Malacalcyonacea, Plexauridae.